UCGUCUCCUUCGGCUCAACACCUCAUUGCGCCCCUAACUAUACUCCCCUGCCCUGCCUGACGCACCUUCGCCUUGCCUUCGCAAGCUUCGCCAGCUCCCCUCCGCAGAUCUGGAAACUCUCGCCAGCUACUACUACCGCAGCUCCGGUACUCCCUCAGCUUAGCGGCCCGUCCUUUUAUGUUUGCUCUCGCCGCCGUUUUCUAGAUCGUAAAUAAUGUGCUGGUGCUUCAGGAGGUUCGGGCGAGGUUCGAGGUCGGCGUGAGGGCGUGCAAGGGCGUAUUGCUGUUAGUGUUGUAGGGACUUUUGGUUGUGGCUCGGUCGGGAUUUGGAGGGAGUGCAGUUUCUGCGGCGCUGCAGAGGGUUUGGUGUAGAGUGUCGCAGAUCAUUCGAGGUGUUGUGGAGCAGCGUGUGCAGGUUAGGGGUUGGAGAUAUGGAGAAGGCAGCUGCCGUGGUUGUGGGAAUUGUCGAGGAAGCUGUGCGUGGCGUGGUUUAGAUAGAUCUGAAGAGCAGGGGAGAUCUGAGGUCAAGGUUGAGGUUGUUGUUGGCGCGUGGUUCUUCGGUUCGUGCGAACAUGUGAACUUUGCAGAUUGUGGAACCUGGAGUUUGGCAGUGUUCGAAGUUCAGGUGUUUCAAGAUCUGUAACCAUGCUACACCACACUUGGAAUGCGUGUUAGAAAGGCAGGCUGAAGCCUUAUUUUAGGAUUGCGGCUGUAUAGCGGUGGGCAGGGAGGGACGCAGUCAUGAGCACUUCUCGCUUUAUCAAGUGCGUUACUGUAGGAGAUGGAGCUGUGGGGAAGACGUGCAUGCUUAUUUCAUAUACCAGCAAUACAUUUCCUACUGAUUACGUCCCUACUGUAUUCGACAACUUCAGCGCGAAUGUCGUGGUCGAUGGGAAUACCGUCAACCUGGGACUAUGGGAUACAGCAGGUCAAGAAGAUUACAACAGACUCCGACCUCUUAGUUACAGGGGUGCCGAUGUGUUUUUACUGGCAUUCUCUCUCAUCAGCAAGGCUAGUUAUGAAAACAUCUCUAAGAAGUGGAUUCCUGAACUAAGACAUUAUGCGCCAUCUGUGCCUAUCAUCCUCGUGGGAACGAAACUAGAUCUUCGAGACGACAAGCAGUUCUUCGCUGAUCAUCCAGGAGCGGCUCCAAUAACUACCUCUCAAGUACGCCUUGAAGGUGAAGAGCUCAGGAGGUCAAUUGGAGCAGCCUCAUACAUUGAGUGUAGCUCAAAGACUCAGCAGAAUGUGAAAGCAGUUUUUGAUGCCGCCAUAAAGGUGGUUCUUCAGCCACCCAAGCAGAAGAAGAAGAAAAAGAAGCAAAAGAACUGUGUCAUUCUCUAAUUACGUGGCGGUCCUUAUGAUUCGGCUCAGUUUUUGGAGCUGGUCAUAGUCAUUGACUAUCAGGCUUGGUCACACUUGGGUUACUACUCAGCUGAUAUUUAGUAGUGUAGGUUUCACGGGUGAUUCGCCACAGCCUAUUUGCGUCUUCUUCUCUGUAGAAAUUGGGAUCUCAUGAAUUGUAGUGUAUUCUUUUCUCCUGCUGGUAAUUCGGUGAUGAACAUGGGGAGUGAUUUUGUUGAUGGUGCGUCCUGCACCAUUGACCUAAGGGGCUACCUCAUCUCCAAGAAAUGCUUUUGGUCAUCAGGCACUGAGCAAACAUCUUCUGCUAGCCAAAAAGGGGCUGCAGUAGGAAGCUUUGUAGACUUAUCAGGCACUUGCACUGGAAGCAUCCCCACUUCAAUGCACUUGCAUUAUCUGUUGUGUUUUUCACCUCUGAGACCAUUGUUUUUGUCUACAAUGUGUAGAUUGCUUUAUGUAGUCGGUCACAGCCAUCAUGUAGCAGGGUGUACCUUUUUCUUCUAAUGAAACUGUCGCUUGUGUUCAUCAUA
This is a messenger RNA of Physcomitrium patens, 1891 nucleotides long. Its product is annotated as rac-like GTP-binding protein 5. Gene Ontology annotation, biological process: small GTPase-mediated signal transduction. Lineage: Eukaryota; Viridiplantae; Streptophyta; Bryopsida; Funariales; Funariaceae. Gene Ontology annotation, molecular function: GTP binding; GTPase activity. The record is from RefSeq and is a predicted model, not a curated record.